Molecule: messenger RNA, 1209 nt
Organism: Paraglomus brasilianum
Lineage: Eukaryota; Fungi; Glomeromycota; Glomeromycetes; Paraglomerales; Paraglomeraceae
Source: the annotation of a GenBank genome assembly
AUGUCGUCCGCACAGCAUAUGCAAAUGAGCGACGUAAGUGAUCCUCUCCGGGCACAUAUUCCUUCCAACGAGACGCCCGAGGAGAGAAAGAGGCGUAUCUCCGCCGAGAAGAAAGCCAGGAAGAUUAGCGAGGCCAUCGACAAACAGCUCAAACUGGAAAAAGACGAACUGGAAAAAUCGCGGGGGACAAAGUUGCUUCUUUUAGGUUCAUCCGAAAGCGGUAAAACCACUGUCCUAAAGCAACUGAAAAUAAUCCAUGGGAAAGGACUCGAAAACGAACGAGAACAGUAUCGAUACAUAGUCCACCUUAACGUACUCACUGCUAUUAAAGCCCUUGCCAAGGGCUUUGAAGUGAACAAUUUAACACUCGAAAAUCCCGAAAAUGAAGAACAUUUAUUAACCAUUCUGGGUUUAAACUCAGUCAAAGAAAGUUUAAAUCGCCAGUCCUUAUCUUUACAGGCGGCCGUGGGUGACUUGAAAUCUGCGGAUGACGUAACAGCCAUCUUAUUGACAAACCACAAGUCGGUCAAGGCCGUGUGGAGUGAUUCGGCGAUACAAAAAUAUUUCGAGAGUGGUAACGAUAUUGGAUUACAAGAUUCUGCCAAGUAUUUCUUGGAUCAUGUCGAUCGAUUGGCCUCAAGUGAUUAUCUACCAACUGACGAAGACAUCCUACAGGCUAGGAUACGGACUCUUGGUGUCACUGAACACAAGUUUGAUAUCAAUUCGACGACUUACAAGAUUUACGAUGUCGGCGGUCAUCGUUCACAAAGACAGUACUGGGCUCCUUACUUUGACGAUGUUAAUGCUAUAAUCUUCAUGGCUGCUGUCUCUGCAUUUGAUCAAGCGCUUGAAGAAGACCGUAGGAUCAAUCGUAUGCGGGACUCGCUCGAGUUGUUUAAUACCAUUUGUAAUCACCCGCUGUUUAAGAACACUAGUAUAAUUCUGUUUUUGAACAAAAUUGACAUCCUAAAGAAGAAGCUGAAUAAAUUGCAACUGAAAGAGUACUUCAAGGAAUACCAAGGUGCCAACGAUUUUCAAUCGGUAACAAAAUUUUUCCGACGCGAAUUCUUGACAAGAAAUAAAGUCGCUGACAAGAACGUAUAUGUUCACUUUACGCACGCUACUGAUACAACUCAAAUGCGAGUUAUUGUAGCGUCAGUGAAUGAUAUGAUUCAACGUUUGAACCUCAAGGCAUCAGGUUUAAUUUAA